CCACUGCAGGCCGGAUAUCAAAGGCUGCAUUGUGCAUUGAACUGCCUCGGUCCCCCUCGUGUGCCAGGGAGGAGGCGGGAGGAGGGACACCACCGAUGGGAGGCUCCCAAGGUUCUCCUGACUGGCGUUCCCAGGGGCCUUGGCCCAGGGAGGAUGGUGCACACAUGGGUGGCUGCUUCUGUAUCCCUGGGGAGCGGAGUCUACCCUGGGGCCCAGGUAAAGAAGGUUCUUCCAAGGAUCCGCCUGGAUUGACUGAGGACAUAUCCUCACUUGAAAACAAGAGAAAAUGUUUCCUGCCACAGAAUAUGACUCAAGACCUGGUGCUCUCAUUCUGGGUGAGGAGUCGUUCCAGGAGGUGUGUCAACGCAGCCUUACAGGAAGCUGCACGGAGGAGGCUCUGGGCCCUGGAGAAUGAAGCCCACGAAGUCCAUGCACUGUUUAAGGAUCUCUCUGCAAGGUUGGUGAGUGUCCAGUCCCAGAAGGACCAGUUCCUCAUCACCUUCAAGACCCUGGAGGAAAUCUGGAAGUUUUCCACGUACCUGAACUUAGGCUAUGUGUCUACAUGUCUGGAACACCUCUUCUUUGACCACACGUACUGGCUCAACAGCAGACUGGUGGACGACACAGAGAUCCAAGUGUCUGUGGACGACACUCACUUGGAAAACAUAUACCUGGGCCUCCUGCUGCAGGAAGGUCACUUCUUCUGCAGAGCCAUGUGCUCUGUGACUCAGCCAGCUGACAAGGAAGGAGAAUAUUUGACAUUGUGUAAGAACGAGCUGAUCUCCGUACUCUCUGGGGGCGAAUCCGACUGGGAAGGCAUGUCCUUAGUGACGGGCCAGAGGGGCCUGGUGCCGGUGUCAGCCCUGGAACCCCUGCCUGUCUCUUUCCACCAAUGGUUCCUAAAGAAUCACCCAGGAAUCUGUGGCCUUCCCAGGAAGAAAGACUGGACAGGCUCCUGUCAGAUCGGCAGAGGACGGUGCAAGGCUCUGAUGGAUUACCAACAGGAGGAAAGGGACGAACUGGGCUUCCUCCAGGGUGAAAGCAUUGACGUCAUCGGCUUUGUCAUACCUGGGCUGCGGUGGUUCAUUGGGAAGUCAAUGAGCUCAGGAAAAGUGGGCUUUGUCCCCACCAGGAGCAUAGAUCUCGAUUCCUGCUCCCCGGUGAGCAAGAACUCUGUCUUUUUCAGUGAUGAGGAAAGGUGUUCUCUCUGGUCCCCAGGAGGUGACAGGAAGGCUGAGUGCUCUGGCUUCCUAAGCGCACUCGCUCAUACUGACAUCACCUCUGUCUACCGGCUGAGUGAGUUUGAAUCCAUCCAGAAUCUUCAGAAUGACUUGAGCGCAUCUCAGCCCGAGGGCUUCAGGGAGGCCAGGUCUGGUGGGACCUGGAUGGAGCGGAAGACCAUGGGCUCCAGACGUUCCAGCAGUUCUCUAGACUCCAGCCUUGAGGAUGAGCUCAUCUCAGCCUCCUCAGACAGCUAUCACCUUCCAGAGCCUGAUGACCUCGAUGACCCGGAACUGUUCAUGGACCUAAGCACUAGCCUGGAAGAGGAUGAGAUGGAGCACUUUGCCCCCAUCUUGGCUUUUCUAGAUCAUGAAGGCUACACUGACCACUUCAAGAGCCUCUAUGAUUUCUCCUUCUCUUUUCUUACUUCGUCCUUUUACAGCUUCUCUGAGGAGGAUGAGCUAGUGGCCUACCUAGAGACUUCAAGGAAGUGGGCCAAGAUGACCCACAGGACGUGGGCCCAUGCCCGGCUCUGCUUCCUCCUGGGCAGACUAAGCAUCAGGAAGACCAAACUUUCCCAGGCCAGGGUAUACUUUGAGGAGGCCAUUCGAGUCCUUGACGGGGCGUUCGAGGACCUCUCCCUGGUGGCUGCUCUGUACAUCAACUUGGCAGCCAUCUACCUGAGGCAGAGGCUAAGACAUAAAGGGCCAAUCCUGCUGGAAAAGGCAGGUGCUCUGCUGGCCUGCCUGCCAGACCGUGAGUUCAGUGCCAAGAAUGAGCUUGACGUGGUGACUUAUGUGCUUCGCCAAGGGAUCGUGGCGGGGAGUGGCCCUCUGGAGGCUAGGUCCUGCUUCCUGGCCAUCCGGUUGCUCCUGAAUCUUGGCCGGCAUGAGGAAGUUCUGCCAUUUGCAGAGCGUCUGCAGCUCCUUUCUGGACACUCUCCUGCUUCGGAGGUUACAGCCACCAUGUUGAGUUCUCUGUAUGACAAGAAAUAUCUUCCACAUCUUGCAGUGGCCUCCGUUCAGAAACGUGGUCCCCAGAGUGCCCGGGGGAUGUCUGUUGCCAUUUGGCAGGCUUAUUUGGUUCUCCAGAAUGCCACAAAGAUCCUGGGUGUUCCUUUUUCAAGCUGGUGUGAAGUUUCUGCACUGGCCUGCCCAACCCUCAGGCAGGCCCUGGCUGCCUGUGAGGAACAGACUGACCUGAACAUCCAGAGGACCUUGUGUCUCCUCCUGUCCAAAAUGUACCUCCAGCACAGGUCUCCUGAUGGUUCUGUCCAAUACCUGAGUCAAGCACAUGUGUUAGGGAAACUCCUGGGUGAAGAGGAAGCCUUUGAAUCUUCUCUCUGUCUGGCAUGGGCUUAUCUCUUAGCCAGGCAGACGAAGAAGGCUUUGGAGAUCCUCGAACCGCUACUGUGUUCCUUGAGGGAGACAGAGUGUGUGACCCAGAGGGGAGUGGUCCAUAACCUCCUGGGACUGGCCUUUCAAGAUGAAGGUCGGACAAGCAGGGCAGCCAAGAGCUAUCUCCGAGCUUUGAUCAGAGCUCGGGAGAUGGGGAAUAUACGUAACCAGGCUGUGUCUAUGGCCAAUCUUGGUCACUUGACCCUCAAGUCCUGUAUGCAGCAGUCAGCCAGGGGUUAUCUCCUGCAGGCUGUCCGACUGUAUUCUGAAAUCCAAGCCAGCAAGGAGACAGAUAUGGAAUUGGUACAAGUGUUACUCUGGUUGGGCCAAGCUCUGGUGUCUGGACACCAGCUGGUCCACAGCCGCCUUUGUUAUGAAAUGGCACUGCUAUUUGGCUUAAGGCACCGACACCUAAACAGUCAACUUCAGGUCACCAAAUCCCUCUGCCAUUUCUACAGCUCCGUGUCCCCAAACCCUGACGCGUGCAUUACCUAUCAUGAACACUGGCUGGCCUUGGCUCAACAACUCAGGGACCGGGAGAUGGAGGGGCGGUUACUGGAGUCCCUUGGGCAGCUUUAUAGGAACCUAAAUACAUCCAGGUCCCUCAGAAGGUCCCUCGCCUGCAUCAAGGAGAGCCUGCGGAUAUUCGUCGACCUAGGGGAGAGAGACAAGGCUGCUGAGGCCUGGCUGGGGGCCGGGCGCCUGCACUACCUCAUGCAGGAAGACGAGCUGGUGGAAGUGUAUUUGCAGGAGGCCAUCCAGACAGCCUUGAGGUCAGAAGAGCUCUCCCUCGCUCUCAAGCUUUAUGAAGAAGCAGGUGAUGUGUUCUUCAAUGGGACCCGCCAUAGACAUCGGGCUGUGGAGUAUUACCGGGCUGGGGCUGUUCCUUUAGCGAGGAGAAUGAAGGCCCUGCGAACCGAGCUGCGGAUCUUCAACAAGCUGACGGAGCUGCAGAUCAGCCUCCGGGGCUAUGAAAAAGCUUUGGAAUUUGCCACUCUGGCUGCCAGGCUGAGUGUCCUCACAGGAGAUCAGAAACAGGAGCUGGUGGCUUUUCACCGCCUGGCGACCGUGUACUUCUCUCUGAACAUGUAUGAGAUGGCUGAAGACUGCUACCUGAAGACUCUAUCCCUGUGCCCGCCAUGGCUGCAGAGUCCCAAGGAAGCGCUGUACUAUGCCAAGGUGUAUUGUCGCCUGGGCCGACUCACUUUCUACCAGCUGAAGAGAGGGACAGGCGGCGAGGUGAAGGCCCACUUAACCACCAUGCCAGAGCAAGUGGCUCAGGGACAGAGAAUGCAUGGUCUGGUUGCAUCAGCCAAGGAGUCUAGGUACCGCAAAGGGAAAACCUGGAACAACUGUAAACAGAAGAGGCGGUUUACUGACUCCCAUAACUGGAAGCUGAGGAUGCCCAUGAUGCUACUGAAUACUUUUUGCUGGCACUAGCAGCUGCGGUCCUGGUGGGUGACGAGGAGCUGCAGGACACCAUUAAGAACAGGCUAGACAGCAUCUGCCAGAGUCCCUUGUGGCACAGCAAACCCUUGGGGUGCUCUUCAGAGAGGUCACGGUGGCUCAGUGGUGGGAGCCUGGCCCUCUGAAGAGACCCAUCCCCUUCUUGACCAUUUUGCCAUGGCUAGCUGCUGCCUUCCUGCCCCAAGUUCUUAGAUCUGGGCUGGGAGGAUUCAAGUUAUCACCUCAUUUUAUGGAGAAGAGCAAUGCCCAGAAGGAGAAGGGCUCUGUGAAGGGCAUCUUGGCUCUACACUUUGCUUCGGGAACUUUGCCCAGGUCACUGUGACUCUUCUACACAAACAGCUCCGAGAUGCUUUCUCUCAACCCAGCUCUGGAGAAAGGAGGAAAGCAGGCAGUGCACUGGGGAAAGUGUGAGCAGACUGUCUUGGCACCCUCACCAGUGUUCUCAGGGAAGACCCUUCAGUGUCUGUGGAGGAACCCAUUGUUUCUCUCUUGCUUUCUUCAAAACCGAAAGGAGUCAGUACUCGGUGCUCAUGGAGACUGCUGGCAGAAGGUUCCAGCAAGGUUUUGUCUCAGGAGAUGCAUCCACAGAAGGGUCAGGUGGAAUGUCCAGAGGUCCAACUGGGGUCCAUGUUCUCCAUUCUACUUGAAAGCAUGGCUCCUAUAAGACUUUCCAGAAACUCGAGUGAAGCUUAACUUGGUCUAAGGCUUGUGAAUUCUGCCAUACAUCAUAUGUAAAUACUGUAUAUUAUUAAAUAUUGGCUAUUUACAUUUA
This is a messenger RNA of Rattus norvegicus (Norway rat), 4857 nucleotides long. NCBI's taxonomy places the organism in Eukaryota, Metazoa, Chordata, Mammalia, Rodentia, Muridae. The record is from RefSeq and is a predicted model, not a curated record.